AAAUACUAUUUUUAGACGUCCCCGUAGUCGACAUUGGACAAGUGUAGAAAGCAGAACCUAGUAUCCUUUGAUGUAAUACUCCCUGGCUUUUGAUUGGUGGAGUUUGUUGCCAAUUGGACCAAUGUUACGUGUAACUACACCUGCAUCAUCUCUCUUAGGGUUUCAUUUGGGCGACACUGGAUCUAAGGGCAUAUUCUACACACAUAUUCUUUCCCCUACCCAACUUGGUUCCCAUUUUCAGUUGGUUCAUUUAUAAGCCAGCAGACACACCAAUCCAAUUCCAUAAAAACGAAUAAUCUUUGAUCUACCCAAGUCAGGACAAUCAUCAAUCAUGGCAACCUCUGACAUUUUGCAGACAGAACAAGAUCUUCUCAUGAUGUCUUCCCUUUUUGAUGAUCCCAAAGGACAAAAUAUGAAGUCCCGAGGGAUAACCAUCGAGAAAAAGAUCGAGUUUCUUGAAAGCUUGGCUGGAAAAGUCAGCAACAGAAGAUCUCGCAGAUGGUUGAAUGAUCGUCUUCUAAUGGAACUUGUUCCUCGUUUAAAUGCAGAAGAAAUUAGGGGCUUGUUUGCUCCACCACCUUUUGGUGAUGAUGUGCCACUCUCAGUAUUUUGCAUGACAAAUGUGGGGGAGUGGGACAAAUUCAGGAAUAUAGACAUGGAUAAAGAGGCUAGCAUAAUGGAAGCUCUUGAAGGCAAAACAUCAAAUCAAAGGAGUUGCGUGGAUAAUGAUAAGGUUGCCGUGUUGACUGCAUGGCAUAGAGUGGAUUGUCGAACAAGAGAGGCACUUCGGCGCAACUUUCUCCCUGAAUUGGUCAACAACUAUGAGCAAUGUGUACGAGCAUUUGUGAAGGAGAGUGAUGGAGAUGUGCUGGUGCUACGUGUUCAAGACCCCUUCCAGCGGUUAUUGCUGCAUGGUGUUUGUGAGUUCUACAACCUUGUAUCCGUAACAACCUCCGAAACAGAAGGUAGCAAGGCUGUGAAAGUGACUAGGAUAAAGAAGAAGAAAGCAGGUUCAGCUGAUCUUCCAAACAUUACACUCUGCAACUUUCUGAAGAUGGCAAAAGAAGGGCUUUGGUGAUUCAUUGUAUCAUCGCUAUGUUGUGCAUUAUCUUAAUUUACUCGUUAGCAUUCAUAUAUGGUUGUUCCCCUAAGCUAUCCCGACGUCUGUAAUAAUAAAUUAAUGACUGAAUUGUGGGUGCUUCAUGUUUAGAAAUGUCUUAUUUCUAGGGGUACCUGAUAGACAAGGGAUGGUCGUAAGGGUGAAUUUGAAUUUCCUUUGUAUAUAUUUCAGAAAUAAACAUGCCUUGUGAUUCA
This is a messenger RNA of Capsicum annuum, 1314 nucleotides long. Its product is annotated as R3H domain-containing protein 4. The record is from RefSeq and is a predicted model, not a curated record. Lineage: Eukaryota; Viridiplantae; Streptophyta; Magnoliopsida; Solanales; Solanaceae. The transcript is spliced from 7 exons. Gene Ontology annotation, molecular function: nucleic acid binding. The coding region runs from base 332 to 1078 and encodes 248 amino acids.